AUGGAGGUCCUGAUCAAGACCCUCGAGACCGACGAUGCAACCGCUGGUGCUAUGGACAGCUGCCUUUGCAUGACGCUCCGCUUCGGAAUCGCCGCCCUGGCUUUGGGUGCCUUCAUCUUCAUGGGCCGGUUCAUGGGCGGCGAGGCGAAGGACACCGCGCCCGUCGAAGCAAAACCUGCAGGCCAGGAGUCAAUGAGCAACUGUGUGCUGGUCUGUGGGGCGGAGCUGUCCGUGUGGCUCUUCAUGGGCUUCAUGCUGCAGGCAGUGGGCCUGCAAUACACAACGGCCUCUUCUGGCGCAUUGCUAGGCAGCCUCACAAUCGUCCUGGUGCCCUUGCUGAGUCUGUUGGACGGCCGCCGGAUCAACAAGCUGACUUGGGGUUCUGUGGGCCUUGCCGCCGCCGGCACUGCUCUCUUUGUGGGCCCGAACGCUUUGGCCGGCGCGUGCUGCAGCCUCGGCGACGUCAUGGAGCUGGGCAGCGCCGCGCUCUUCGCAGUGCAGAUGUGGAGGUGUGAGAAGCUGAUCCGUCAGUUUCCCGAGAAUCAGGUGGCUGCGCUGACCUGCUUGCAGCUAGCUUUCGUCUCAGGUCUCUCCUUCCUCUGCGUCCUGGCGCAGGGCUCCAGCCUCCCCUCCGUAGUGGAGACGGUGUCGGCAUUUCCUCCAGGCGAGUGGCUCCAAGUGGUCAUCAUGGGACUCGUGACGACAGCCUUCUGCCUUUGGGCCGAGGCACGGGCCCUUCGCGACGUGGAUGCUCCGAUUGCGGCGUUGAUCUACGCCUGUGAGCCCAUCUGGGGUGCCGUCUUCGCCUAUCUAUGGCGAGGGGAGAUGCCUGACGGUCCUUGCGCCCUAUGCGGCGCUGCACUUUUGCUGGGGGCGUCCAUGGCAGGUGUCUACGCCUCCUCUGAGCGCGAGGAAGACAGCAGCAGGCCGGGCCCGAAACGGAAAAGUUUGGAGGAGCGGCAGCGCCGUCGUCUACUGAGAGCCUUUUUGUUGGGCGACGGCGACGCGCUGCUGGGAGGGGGGGGCAGCGGACGAGCGCCAGACUUUCCGAAACCCAAGGAUGAGGGCAUCUUGAUAGGUCGCACUGGUGCCCAGGAGCACAAAGCUUCCCAAGCGGGGGGCGAGGCGAAUGUUGGCGCAUCGCAGCGGAAUUUUGACAGCGCUGCUGCCAGCCUUGACCAGGCCAAAGCUCUGCCUCCUCCCCCGCUCCCCGGUGUUGCCCUUUGCGCAACCAUGAGUUCGCAGCAUGACAUUGGUUCCCAGGCGACUCGAUGGCAGCACGACGAGGACAGUAAAUACAUCAGAGGCAUGUUCACCCUGCGUGAACGAUGGUCAUCCGUCGUGUUCACUUUGGCAAUAUGCGUUCACUUCAGCACGAACGACCGCCCAGGCAAUCACCACGCCGAAAGGUACGCAUCUGCCUACGGUGCAGCGAAGGCUGACCUGGUGGAUUCUCUGGUGAACGAGAUGUUCGUGGAGAUCCCCAUUGUAGUCACCGCGUCGCCCUUGGCGGAGUGCUUCUUGCUGGACUGGUCCAUCACCAACCCGCUGGCGACAACUUCGCAGGUCGAGACGCUGGACGUGGAGAACCAGGCCUUCUUCGAGAAGAACGUGCAGCUUCUUAGCUCUUCCCUCGCCAACCUGGCCGAGGAACAGACGAAAAUGGCCAUGUACGAGAGGAAUGCUGGUCGGAAGGGUGAUGACAAGGGCAAGGGCAAGGGCUACCGAAACCCGCAGCCGCAGCCCUUGGACACCAUGGUCCUCAGCAAGCAGAUUCAGAACUACUGCAAGGCCAUUAACAACUAUGCCGGCGAUGCCUUCAGCAAGGUCUACCUCGUCUCCAACAAGCCGAAAGCGGCCAGUUGA
Symbiodinium natans is the source of this 1866-nucleotide messenger RNA. The record is from the annotation of a GenBank genome assembly. NCBI's taxonomy places the organism in Eukaryota, Dinophyceae, Suessiales, Symbiodiniaceae.